AUGGCAAGCCGCCGUAAACUCGAUGAAAACUUCCAAUUGAUCACCAGAAGAAUACCCGAGGAGAACAUCUAUGGUGCUGAUUUACUCCAUGCCGCUCUUGCAAGAGAGGGUAAAAGGCCAGUUGGGCUAUGGGUCACAUCGCCGACAGGGAAGCCACACAUCGGAUAUCUCAUUCCACUUCUGAAAUUCGCAGAUUUCUUGUCGGCUGGGGCUGAGAUCAUCGUGGUCCUCCUUGACGUCUACUCUUUCCUUGACAAUGUCAAGUACCCCAUGGAACAAGUCAUCCAACGCAUGCACUACUAUCGAUUCACCGUCGAGGCGGCGCUGGAAGCCCUGGGGAUCCCGUCCACGAACAUCAAGUUUGUCACCGAAUCCUCGUAUCAGACGAACGCCCGUUUCUUCUUCGACCAGUGCAGGCUGUGCACUCUGGUGCCCCAGCAGGCGGUCAAGGACGCCUGGGACCGCAGCUACAACCCGGACAUGCUGGCGCCGAUGCUCUGCCCGGGCCUGCAGACGCUGGCGGAGGAGCACUUGGACGUUGAUUUCCAGUUCGGAGGAACGGACCAGCGCGGCAUCUUCGAGUUCGCCGAACGCUUCCUGCCCCAGCUCGGAUACCGAAACCGCACACACCUCAUGAACCCCAUGCUGCCGAACCUGUUCGGCGACAAGAUGUCGUCCUCGCAUCCGCCCCACACCAAGAUCAUGUUCCUCGACGACGUCGACACCGUCAACCAAAAGGUGCGGGCCGGGUACUUCUCGAGCAGGGAAAGAUCCAAGAACGGCGUCCUGGCGACCCUGAGAGACGUCCUGAUCCCCUUCAGCCAGCUGCUGAUGGAGCGCUCGGCGGUGGAGGCUAUUCUUUCUUCAGAGCACGGCAAAGGCCCAACUGGCAAGAGUGAUGGCAGUGGCGGUGUAAAACUGUCUGAGCCCUUCUGGACCCCCUCCGCCCCCGAGGGGACCGUCUUCACCUUCAGCUCCGGCAACAAGGGUGACGGGCACCGCCACUACAGCUCCUUCGAGCAGAUCGCGACGGACCUGCACGACCAGACACUGUCCGAGGACGACAUCAUCGUCGCCGUGAGCGCCGCGCUCAACCAGAUCCUCGCCCCCGUCCGCGCCGCGUAUCACGCCAGUCCGGCGUGGCAGGCCGCAGACCGACACGGGUAUCCGGUCGACGCGUGA
Molecule: messenger RNA, 1182 nt
Organism: Fonsecaea erecta
Lineage: Eukaryota; Fungi; Ascomycota; Eurotiomycetes; Chaetothyriales; Herpotrichiellaceae
Exons: 5
Coding region: 1-1182 (393 amino acids)
Biological process (GO): tyrosyl-tRNA aminoacylation
Molecular function (GO): tyrosine-tRNA ligase activity; ATP binding
Source: RefSeq, a predicted model, not a curated record